UUAUGUCGUCUAACAUGCGGAAGUAAACAGAAAAAUGAGAACGCAAGUCCAAUUACCAGCACAGAGUUGGCGAAGUUUUAGCAAGGAAAAAGUAUCUCAAUUUUAUUUCAACAAUGUCUUCAGUCCAAAGUAUGAGACAGUUUGUCUGUGACCGACUAACUGCGGCUGCUCAAGAAAUAUUGGGAGCAUUUGAAAAGAAAAUAGAAGAUUACGAUGCAGAAAUCGCUCGUCAACGCAGACUGUUGGAGUCCGUUUUAACGCCUGAGACAAAGUUACACCAGACAGAGCUCACACAGACGUCUGUCCAUAAGGAGAAGGAGGUUCUCCUGAACCAGGAACAGCACUGUAACCAGGAAACAAGCUCCAGUUUGGUCCCACCAGAUUCUCCACAGAUUAAAGAGGAACAUGAGGAAUUGUACGUCAGUCAGGAACGACCACAGCUUGCACAGCAAAAGGAGGCUCCAACUUGUGAGGGAAGUGUCCGCAGUGAUCAAUCUCAGCCUUCGGACCCUGACCAGACUCAGAGUGCAGCAAAUAAAGAUCCUCAAUCCAGCAUCUCAGACAAAGAUAUAUUACCCAGAUGUGAUGGGGAGAGUUCUGCCGUAUCGGCACCAAACAGUGACCACCAGCUCGGCUCUCUCAGCUCUUGUAUAGCUGAGAGCCAAGAUCACAUAACUUGUAACCAUGAGAGUGCAACACCAACUAGACAUAUUGAGUCAACACCAAAUAAGAAAAGCAAUGAUGAGAACACAACAUCAGCUGCAAGUACUGAGCCAACACCCAACCAGAAAUGUAACGAUAAGACGACAACAUCAAAUAGAGGCACAGAGCUAACAGGAAAUGAGAAACCUAAUGAUGAGAACCCAACAUCAAAAGGAAAUAGUAAGUCAGCACCAAACAAGAAAAGCAAUGAUGAGAACACAACAUCAGCUACAAGUACUGAACAAACAUCUGAUGAGAAAAGCAACAACGGAAACACAACAUCAAAAGCAAAUAGUGAGGUAACACAAAAUAAGAAAAGCAACGAUGGGAACACAACAUCAGCUACAAGUACUGAGCCAACACCCAACAAGAAAUGUAACAAUAAGACCACAACAUCAACAAGAGACACCAAGCUAACACAAAAUGAGAAACAUAAUGAUGAGAACCCAACAUCAAAAGGAAAUAGUGAGUCAACACCAAAUACAAAAAGUAAUGAAGAAAACACUACAUCGGCUACAUGUACUGAACAAACAUCCAAUGAGAAAAGUAACGAUGGGAACACUACAUCAGCUACAAGUACUGAGCCAACUCCAAACAAACAUAACAAUGAGAACCCAACAUCAAGUGGAAAUAGCGAGCCAACACUAGAUAAGAAACAUAAUGACCAGAGCACGACAUCAAUCCGAAGUACUGAGACAACACCACAAAAGAAACCCAAUAAUGGAAAAACAACAUCAGCUACAAGUACUGAGCCCACACCAGAUAAGAAAUGUAAUGAUAAGACCACAAUAUCAACUAGAGGCACCGAGCUAACACAAAAUGAGAAAGGUAAUGAUGAGAACCUAUCAUCAAAAGGAAAUAGCGAUCCAACACCAAAUAAGAAAAGCCAAGAUAGGAGACCAGCCUCAGGUGGAAGUGUUGAGCCAACGCCAAACAAGAAAUGUAGCCAUGGGAAUAAAACAUCAACCAGAAGUACUGAUCCCACAGCAAAUAGUAAACCCAGUGCUGGGAAAGCAACAUCAGCCUCAAUUACUAAACCAACACCAAAUAAGAAACCCAAUGAUGUGAAAAUAACAUCAACUACAAGUACUAAGUCAACACAAAAUAGGAAACGUAAUGAUAGGAGCACAACAUCAACCAGAAGUAAUGAAUUAACACCAAAUAAGAGACCAAGCAAUGGAAGCACAAUGUCUACAAGAAGCAAGGAGUCAUCACGUAAGAGACAAAACGAUGGGGGCGCAACAUCAAAUGGAAGUACUGACCCAACACCAAAUAAGAAAUGUAAGGAUAAGAAUACAACAUCAACCAGAAGUACAGAGCGAACACAACAUGAGAAAUGUAACAAUGAGAGCACAACAUCAAACGGAAGUACUAACCCACCACCAAAUCAGAAAGAUGGGAACACAUCAGGUGGAAGUAUCCAGGAUGAUGAUAACCCUUACAAGUGUGACAGAUGCGGUAAAGUGAUGACCAAUUUCAAAAACUACAAAUUUCAUAUGAAAUCCCACACUGUUGAAAAGACUUACAAAUGCGACACUUGUGGGAAAAUGUUCAGGGAGAGUUGGGAUUUAAAUAAACACAUAGUAAUUCACUCUGUGGAGAAGCCUUUCAAAUGCAAGGUUUGUGGAAAUGGAUUCAACCGGCGUUACAAUCUCGACCUGCAUCUUAGGGUUCACACUGGGGAAAAGCCAUACAAAUGCAACACCUGUGAUAAAAGCUUCAGCUCAUGUGUGAAUAUGAAGAAGCACAUGAGAAUUCACACAGGUGAGAAGCCCUACACCUGCAGCGACUGCGGAAAGGAGUUUGCAGAUUCUUCGUCUUUCAAAAAUCAUCUGCGAGUGCAUUCCGGGGAAAAGCCCUUUAAGUGUUCCUUUUGCAAGAAAAGAUUUGCUACCAUGACAACUUUGAAAAGGCACACCAGAACACACACAGGUGAAAAGCCAUAUAAGUGCACUGUGUGUGAGAAGUCGUUUGGUCAUAGAACAGACCUGAAAAGACACAUGAAGACACAUAGUGGGGAAAAACCUUACAAAUGCGGUACUUGUGGAGAACAGUUCUCCAGCUGGUUAAAACUCAACAAACACAAGAGUGUCCACACAAGUGAUGCACAAAGCUCCUCUGCUUAAAAACAUGUCUGCAUUUAAUACACCAUACUUUAGUGCAAUCAAUCAGAGAUUCAGGUGUGCUAGUUGCGACUAAUAAUGUAGCCCCGAGCCGCUAGCCUCAAGCAGAGACGAGGAGUGGACUACAGGCAUCUGGCAAGCUCGCUUCUUUCUAACUCCAAUCCCCAGAUUUUUUUUUAUUUUCAGUCUUGUCUUCAAAUCGGCUUGCUGUCCAAGUGACAUCACUUGAGACAAUUAAUGAGACUUCACGCAGCUCCUUCUGGAGCCACAAAAGGCUUUAUACAACUUUUUUCACACGCAGUAGUACUCCACAAAACCUGUAAACAAACUUUGAUUUGAAAAUCAGUGGAGUUCCUCUUUAGGUUUUCAUUUAACAUGUUUUGGUUUUUACUUCAUGGUCUUGAUUUGUAAAUAAAAUCGUAAUGCCUACCGGGUGUUCAGACUGACGAUGGAGCUACAUUUAAAAUCAACUUUUGUAGGCAGUGCUAAUGUCGGCCUGAACACGGCUUUAUCACCAGCUUUAGAUCUCAUGAUGGUGACUCAAAAUGAAUACUGUAUAUCACCAUGGUAACUUUGGGAGGUUUCAGUUUAAGCAAAUGCUCAAGUUGUUGUUGAUAAAUGUAUUUCAGUGUCUGGUAUUUACCAAACAUCUCAAUAGUGGGAAUCUUGUUGAAAAUAGAAAAACAGGGUGGUCUGCCUGCUUCUUAGAUCUGGAAGAAACUGUUGCCUUCUACCAGAGGCAGUCUUGGAUCUCAUUUUCUGCAGCUAUUUAAUAAUCUGUGAAAUAAAGACUGUUUUACAGAGAAAUUGUCAAAAACCUGUAAGUAUUUUUGAAGACUAAGAUUUUCGAAAAGCAUCUAGAAACUGGGAAGGACUCUGAUGGUGCAGAUCAUAGACCACAAAAUCAGUUCUGAAUCCCACAGUUUUGGGCCUUGGAAAGUUUCAUGAAUGUUUUUUUAAGUACACAGAAAUGGUUGAUGUAAUUAAAAUGUGUUAAUCCAACGCAUCAUUGUUUUAAUCAGCGUUCAUGUUAUUGAUUGCAAAUGAGGAAAAGAAACACUGCCUCUUUGUUGUCUAAAUGCCUUGACUUCUUGGUAACAAGUUUGUUUUUCAAAGUGUUUCUCUAAUCUACAGUACAGUUUUUUUCUGUAAAGCACACUAAGUGAAUGUAUUUUGAAUGUUUUCAUCAAUCUUUAAUAAAUUUAAUUAGCUUUUUUCCCUUAAA
Messenger RNA from Siniperca chuatsi (mandarin fish), 4050 nucleotides. RefSeq names its product zinc finger protein 37-like. The record is from RefSeq and is a predicted model, not a curated record. Lineage: Eukaryota; Metazoa; Chordata; Actinopteri; Centrarchiformes; Sinipercidae. The transcript is spliced from 2 exons. Gene Ontology annotation, biological process: regulation of DNA-templated transcription. Bases 114 to 2828 code for a protein of 904 amino acids. Gene Ontology annotation, molecular function: DNA-binding transcription factor activity, RNA polymerase II-specific; RNA polymerase II cis-regulatory region sequence-specific DNA binding.